AUGGGGAGUACAGUGGCAACAGGCGGAGAGGUAGCCUCUACUAUCCGAACUGUCGACCAUGUUGGACCCGCACUACCAGACGACGAUGGCAUUAUGACCGCCAAGAAAGCUGCGAAGGAUAUAAUGUUCGGAAGCAUCGCAGGAAUGGUCGCAGAAGUAUUUGAAUACCCAUUCGAUCUGGCAAAGGUCCGCCUGCAAGCGCAGGUUUUAACCCCAUCUUCCUCGAAUGUCGCGAGAUUUGAAGGGCCCAUGCAUUGUCUAAUGCAGACGUGGAAGGAAGAGGGUGUGCGGGGCCUGUAUCGAGGAUUACCAGCCCCGAUAGUUGGAUCGAUGGCGGAGACGGCGUCUCUAUUUCUUGCCUAUACAGCAUUCCAAAAUGCCAUCCGAUCAUAUUAUUCCACAACCUCGCCAUCAACACCACUUUCAAUACCACAACUUUCUCUAGCAGCUGGCGGAGCGGGAUUCCUCACAAGUUUUGUCCUGACACCUAUAGAACUUAUAAAAUGCAAAAUGCAGGUUCAAAUGCUGAACUUCCAUCCUCCACCCGCCGCUCCUGGUCGAAUACCCAGACGACCCGAUCCAACAUUCGCCACCGCUCUCUCACUAUCUAACGCAUCCCACAAUUCUCACUCAGCGUCCACAUCUGCAACAUGUCCCCAAGCGACAACUACCGGCAGAAAGCCAAUGCACGAUCUCGCGUGCAAAUCCACAUCACUGACAACUCAAACACUGCGGCCACCAGGGCCCAUCGCACUCAUCCGGUCCAUCGUAGACAAGUAUGGCGUCCGUGGACUCUGGCUAGGCCACACCGGGACACUCUUCCGCGAAACAGGCGGCACCGCAUCCUGGUUCGUCGCCAAAGAGUACUUUGCGCGCAAACUCGUCGACUACCGCAUCCGCCAAUCCCCCUACGUCACCGUCGCCGUCGCCACCACCACCCCGGGCGGGAACGCGGGCACCGUGCGUGUGCCGCGUACACACGCCAAUACAGAGCUGUUGGCCUGGGAGUCGGCGCUGUCAGGCGCACUCGCGGGUGCGGUGGGCGCGCUUUUGUUUUACCCCGCCGACACGGUGAAGAGUUAUAUUCAAACUGAGGAAGAGAUGCGUCCUAAGGGCGCAACCCCGAGUACCCCACGGACACAGAGUACAUUUUUAGGGACAUUUAGGAAGAUGUGGGUGAGGCAUGGGCUUAAAGGACUCUAUGCCGGUUGUGGGAUGACGGUUGCGCGAGCGGUCCCCAGUAGUGGUAUUAUUUUUGUGGUGUAUGACGGAUUGACGGCCUAUUUUGCUUAA
This is a messenger RNA of Psilocybe cubensis, 1293 nucleotides long. RefSeq lists its product as uncharacterized. The record is from RefSeq and is a predicted model, not a curated record. Gene Ontology annotation, molecular function: L-ornithine transmembrane transporter activity. Gene Ontology annotation, biological process: mitochondrial L-ornithine transmembrane transport. The transcript is spliced from 4 exons. Bases 1 to 1293 code for a protein of 430 amino acids. NCBI's taxonomy places the organism in Eukaryota, Fungi, Basidiomycota, Agaricomycetes, Agaricales, Agrocybaceae.